Molecule: messenger RNA, 318 nt
Organism: Rotaria sp. Silwood2
Lineage: Eukaryota; Metazoa; Rotifera; Eurotatoria; Philodinida; Philodinidae
Source: the annotation of a GenBank genome assembly
AUGUACAGAUCACGACCACCAAUACGUCCACUUCCUCCUCCUCCUCGUGCUGCUGCUGCUGCUGGAGCAGGUGCACUUGGCGGAGUAUUAGGUGGCUUAGGUGGCGCCAUUACUUGUCUCUGCUGUCUGUCAGCACUCGGUCUUAUUGGACUUUGGGCUACAUUUAUUCCAUUUGUUGCCUUUUUUAAAUAUGCAUGGGAUCAAGAAACAAGAGCUUUUGGUGGCAGUCCAAGUAUUCAAAAUUUUCAACAAAUUGUUAUUCUUCUUGCUAUAUGCUUAUUGACAAUGCGUUUUGUCAAACGGCAAAUGAAUACAUAA